Molecule: messenger RNA, 4908 nt
Organism: Musca domestica (house fly)
Lineage: Eukaryota; Metazoa; Arthropoda; Insecta; Diptera; Muscidae
Product: DNA repair protein complementing XP-C cells homolog
Exons: 2
Coding region: 310-1362 (350 amino acids)
Biological process (GO): mismatch repair; nucleotide-excision repair
Cellular component (GO): XPC complex; nucleotide-excision repair factor 2 complex; nucleus
Molecular function (GO): single-stranded DNA binding; damaged DNA binding
Source: RefSeq, a predicted model, not a curated record
UAACAUUUUAUUUUCGCAAAGAGUUUGGCAGCAGGAAUUUCAGAACUUUUGAAAUCCUCUGAAUUUUGUAAAACAAUAUAUAUUUUGUGUCUAAUCAAAGAAAUAUCGAAAAUAGAAUCUUAUGGAAUUACAAUAAAACCAAUUAUCUAAGUCUAGAAUAAACUAGCAUAACAGUUUGAUUCAAUUCUACUUUUUUCAAACACAAAAUCAAUAAUCCUUGCAAAAGGAGACGCAAAUGCUGAAAGAGGAAUGAAAAAUUAGCUUAGAAAAACAACAAAGCAGACCUAACCUGGUGCAGAGAAAACCAAGAUGUCUGACGAAGAAGAAUCUAUGUCGGAAGGAUUUUCCGCCAGCGAGGAUGAAUGGAAGCCAAGUAAAGAAACCCGCGGUGGCGAGUCGUCAGAUGACGAUGAUAGUGAUUUUGAAGAGUCCUCGCCAAUAGCUGCUAUUAGCGCAUCAAGUGGAGGUGGAGGAAGAAAAAGGGGUGAGCGGGAGCCCAAAGCACGCAGUGCAGCAAAACAAGGAACGUCAAAGAAACGGCCUGGUCUUUCCUUACGUGCCAAACUUUACAACAAAUAUAGGCCACUGCCAAAGACAUGCUCUCCGCCAAGCAGUGAAGGAAAAAACUCACCUUCGGCGUCGACUUCACGCACGAACUCAAAAAACGCCAAAACGCCCAAUGAAAGUAGUCGAAAACAACGCAACGAUAACGAAGAUGAUGGCUCCAGUAGCGAUGGCAGCAUCGACAAUUAUUUGGUCGAUCCAAAUCAAAUUGACAUAGAAUCCAGUUUCUUUAAUGUCAACCAGGCGAACGAGUCCAAAACGUCUGUGUCACCUGUACCAAAUUUUGAUUGUAAUGCUGGUUUGGGUAAUUUAUCAGAUUCAGAAUCAGAUGGUGACGAAAACAACGAUUCAGGCAAUUUUCACAAAACGGAAGACACAAAAGCUUUUGAUUUUAGUGAUUUACUCCAAAAUGCCAAUAGCCUGGAAAGGGUUAAAGAGUCAUUGGCAAAGCAUGCUGCAGAGGAGGCGGCAGCUAAAAAGGCUGGCACACCUUCCAAAAAAUCGUUGGGCUCACAAAUCGAUAGCAUGGAUGUUUAUUCACUACUUGCAUUGGGCGAAAAACAACAUCGAUCUCACAAUGAUGGUGAGGACGAAGAGGACGAUGAUGACGAAGAGGAGGAAGAUGUCAAGACAAAAGGCGGCAGAGAUCGUCAUAGCAAAGAACCUCUGAAGCUGAGCAAAACGAAAUCAACUCGUGUCAAACGUCAUACCAAGACCCGGCCAGCAUCAACUGUUGUGGCGGCUGGUGAUACUGACGAUUCAGAUUUUGAGGAAGUUGCAGGUAGGAAACGCAAGUAGUGACACCUUGUAUAUUGGUUGGUGAUGGUUGGUUGGCUAUAGACGUAAUGUUAUCAUCAUUGUUUUGAUUGUAGUUAAUUUACAUGCAUUAUGUAUGUGCUGGAGAGUGUGUGUGUAAUUUGUUAUCAUGAUUUUUUAGUCUUGUCCCUAAGACAAAAUACUAAGGAAAGUAUACAACAAAAUAAACAAAAGGAUAUUUCUAUUAUAAGGUCUCAAUUGCGCGCGCUUCCACAGUUUCGAUAUUUAAAAAAAAAAUGAGACUGCAAAGAUAUUAAAUGCUAUUGCAAAACCAAAGACAAUUUUAAGCUCCAUAUCUAAAGGAACACACACCAUGAAAAUUGAAAAGAAAAGAAACCAUCAUAAGCAAAAUGCAAGUUGCUAUUCCAUACGUCAUCAUACCUAUGUUUUUGGUAACAAUGCAAGAAAUGACAAAUGAAGGUUAUUAAACGUGUGAAUUUGAAUCAAGAUAUCUUAAGAGAAAUCAUUUAUAUUUGUAGUAAAAAAUAGUUUUGUAAUGAAUGGUUUCUUUUUUGGCAUUGCUACCAAAAACGAAGUAUAUAUUUUUUAUUUAUUAUUAAAAAUUGCGGUUGUGAUAUUUUAUCUUUAGUAAUUUUUUUAUAUUUAUUUUCAUUUCAUUUUUUUUUGUUGUAAUUAGAAAUUAUUGUCGGACUUUUUUUACUUUCAUUCAACACAUGUUAUAAAUAUGGAGAUAAGUUGGACAGUUGCGUUUGGAUUGCCGACAGAUAUAUGCCCUCAGCAUUUACCAACUAAAAUGUUUUUUUUUUUAAGUUUUGACCAUUUGUAGUAUUAAAGGAAUGGAUCGCUAUAGCUCAUUUUCUCACCAAGCAUAUUGAGAUGUGCAAAGUAUUAGGAAGGUUGAUAACUUUUUAAUUUUAUGUGGGAUUUAAUUUUCUCACAAAGCAAAAUAUGAACAGACAUAUUGAGAUGCGCAAAGUAUUAGGAAGGUUGAUAACAUUUUGAUUUUAUGUGGGAUCUACGAACAGGAGGACAAAUAAGCAUAAUACACACAAUCAGUGUGUGGGCAGGUAUCAGAAGAAGUGGAAGAAGUUCUAUUUUCACACAAUAUAUAAUGUGAGCGAAAGUAUUGAAAAGUUUAAAUUUUGUUUGUUUGAAGAAAUGUAAUUAUUCAAAAUUGUUAUGCAUUGUGCGGGGAGGACUAAUGCUUAAGUCUCAAAUAAAUCUAAAUGCAAAAUUGUAUUCAAAUCAGAUGCUUCCUUUGUUGCCUAAGAGAUAUUUGAUUGUUUUGUUAGCAGGUGGAUCUAUACUAUAUUUUUUGUGAACAUUUUAAAAAUAUGUGUUCCAAGCUUAAAACAAAUCGGUAACUUCCUUCGGGAAACAACCGAACAUAGCAUAUUUAUACCCUACACUAUAUAGUGGUAAGGGUAUUAUGUCUUUGUGCAUUUGUUUGUAACAUGAAGUUCCUUUUGGUGAUCAGCAUAGAACCACAUUUUGAGUCGAUUUAUGCAUGUCCGUCCGUCAAUCCGACUGUCCAUGUAUUUUUGUAUACAAAAUGCAGGUCGCAUUUAUUAUUCGAUUUAGAUGAAAUUUUCCAAAUAACAUUUGUAUGGCUCAAAGACGAACUCUAUUGAAAUCGGUGAAAAUCUGUCCAAAUAUAUAUCUACGACCGAUAUCAGGUUUAUUGUGGUCCAAAUGGCUAAUAUCAGUCCAAAUGGAGUGAAUUUCGGCAUUUCCUACCGAAUUCAGCCUACAAGCAUUUUCUUCAAAUUUGAUAAAAAUCGGUUCAGAAAUAGCUAUAGCUUCCAUAUAUAUGUUUCAUACGAUUUGGUGUUUAAGUCCCUCAAAUUCGUAAAAUGCACGAUACAAGAAUAAUAUUUGGUACCAGAUAUCAGAUGCAGCCAAGAAAUACCUUAUUUCAAUUUUAUGAAGAUCGGCUCAGAUUUGGAUAUAGCCUCCAUAUAUAUCAUUAUUCGAUUUCAGGUUUAUUUUGCACCAAAUAGCUAAUAUUAGCCCAAAUGGAGUGAAUUUUCGAAAUUCAACCGAGUUUAGCAAUUUGCUCCCAUAUAUAUGUUUCAUCCGAUUUGGUCUUUAAAUCUCCAACUUUCGGAAUAUGCACUCUACCAUAAUGAUACUUUGUACCAGAUAUCUCAUGGAGCUCAGAAAUUGCAAUAUAAACCUUUCUUUUACGAGAGCUCUACUUAAUAUGCAUAGUGGUGUAGGGUAUCGUUUAGUCGGCCCCGCCCGACUUUUGAGCUUUCCUUACUUGUUUUUUUAUGGCGAGGUUUAGACACAUCAUACAUGUUUCGUAUACAAAACACAUGUCACUUACCUACGGGAAUUGUUAAAAACAAUUACUUCUAGCCAUUUAAACCAUUCUUUGGAUGGUUUAAAUGAUCCUGACCGUUUUUCAUUAAUUAUCUGAACGUGAAAUAUCGAAAAGGUAUUUGUAUUCAUCACCAAGUUCUAAUCCAAUUAUGAAUAACGAUUAAAUCGGUCCUUCUUUGGAAAUGACUCCGGCUUCCGAACAUUUGCCACAAAUGAGUAGUAUUAUAGUUUUGACAUAAAGAUCUCAUAAAUUUAAAUAUAUUCCUCCAUUUACAAAGCAAUUUUAAAUCCUUAAUUGCAACGUUACCCAUUGAAAUAAUAAAUUUAUCCAGCUUCGUGCAAAAGCUCUAAUAUCAUGCGACCAAAUAAAGUUAAUAUGAAAUGUGUUAUAAUUUUUUAUUAAUUUUUUUCCGACUACAAAGAUCAAUAUUAAACAUAUAAUUUGUGUUUUUCUACUUUACUAUAUACUUUUGGUUUAUUAAUCUCAUUGUUUAAGUUGAAAUGCAUUUAAGGGUUUUCUCUAGUGUACCGCGUUUGUUGUUGUAGCAGUCACUAAGCAUAGUUAGGAAUAACGACAAUUUUAUUUACACGAAAUUCUAAAUUAAAUUUGAUAAUAAAACAAAAGAUUGAUAAUAAAAUAACUAUGAUUCUUAGCACCCCAAGUUAUGAAUUGUAGUAAUAUCUGAUAGUUUGGACAUUUUUUCGAAAGUGAUAUAAGUCAUAUAGCAAAAAGGUAGAAUCAAUUAAUCAUGAAGAUCUUUGAUUGUAUCGUGAAAAUCAAACCAUUAAAUUUCAUACAAAUACCCCCAACUUAUAUCUUUUGUGACAUCAGAUGUUAUUACAAAUAUAAACUAAAUGGAAGAUGCUGGAAAGGAUAUGCUAGUCAAAUGAAGAGAUAAAAGCAAAAUUAGUCAAUGUAGUUAAUUUAAAUAUUUAGAACUGAUUAAAAACGAAUUUACUUUAAAAAUGUAUUCAUAUGUUAAAAAAUUAUAUAAAAAAUAAAUAAAACACGAAAUAUAUAUAUAUAUAUAUAUAUUACGAAAAGUAACUACAAUAAAUUUUGUUAAAACCCAAUACUAGUGAUGACAUCUUUGAUUUAGAAUAAAAUCUAUGAAGUAUGCAUAGAAAUACACACGUUAGUUCUCAAGACAAUUUGAAAAAAAACUUAGUUCAGUAAUUAAGAACAAUAGAAAAAAACCAAAACAUUCAUACAUACAACAUUUGUUAAAAAAAAAAUAAAAA